AUCAUCAGAUCUCUGUAAUUAAUUAACAAUGUGUUUAUCAUUGAGUUUUUAAAGUGAGUAAGUUAACUCUUGUUACCACUACCUACCGUGAUUGGAAGUGGAUGACGGAAAUGUCAUUAAUCUUACAUGAUCCGUGAAUAUGUUGAAGGACUAUAUAUUGUCUUAUUCAUAUUUUUAUAUCUAUAAUCGUCGUCAGUAGCCAAAAAAUUACUGAACACAGUUGCAAGAAAUUACAGGAAAUUGCUUAUUGUUUUCAGUUGUUCAAAAUAAGGAAGUUGUCUUCGUUAAAAGAUGAUGGUCGCCACGACGUACUUAAUACUUUGGUGCACCACGGUGACCAUAGCGACAUUGCAGCGCAACAUAUUGGCACCAGGAUGGAUGAUGAAGUUUACAGAUGAAAACCAAACGGGUGUUCCUAAGCAUGUACUAGCUAUGCAGGAUAGAUAUUUUUACCCGGUCAGACAGAUCAUUCAAAAAGUAUUGCUAUCGCCGAGUCGGCAUGAACGGGCUCGAAUGAAUCAAAAAACUCAAAAAUACAUUUUAAAGUCUACGGAAUUCCCGUGUAACAAGAACGGCACUAGAUCUUUAACGAGACCAUCUAGCGUGCACCAGCUGAGACCAGGAGAUAUAGAUAUCAUAGGCAGCGUUGGUGACUCCCUGACGGUGGGACUUGGGAGCUUCUCGAGUUAUGCAUUCGAAUUACCGGUCGAACAUCGUGGAGUAUCGUGGACGGCCGGCGGAGACGGCACGUGGAGAGAAUAUUUAACACUGCCAAAUAUUUUGAAAGAAUUCAAUCCCAAAUUAUUUGGUUACGCUUACGGUGAUGCGUUAGCCGAACAACGUGGAUCACAAUUCAAUGUUGCCGAGAACGCUGCUCUCAGUCAGGACUUAUUUUUCAUGACGCGAGAACUAGUGAAAAGAAUCAAAAACGACAAACGAGUUAAUUUAACCGAACACUGGAAGUUAAUAACAAUAUUGAUGGGCUCAAAUACAUUCUGUUUGCAAUUGUGUUACGAAGAUAAUGUAAAAUUAAUUAAUUUGCACAAAAACAAACUUUACAGCUCGAUAUUUUAUAUUAAACAAAAUCUUCCAAGAACAAUAAUAAAUCUCGUUUUAAGCCCAAGUUUGGAAAUUUUAACGAAAUUAUCGGAAAAGCCAAAUGUUUGCAAUUUUCUUAACAAAAUGGAAUGUCCUUGUUUUUUCGCUAGACAAUAUAAGCAUCGACAAACAGAUUUUAUCAAAACGAUGGCUGAAUUCCAAAAAGUAGAAAAAGAAAUUGUAAAAUUGGAAGAAUUUAAAAAUAGUGAUAAUUUCACAGUUACCUUGCAGACUUUUACUGAAAAAAGUGUCGUUCCGUUAAAUCGAUUUAACAAAUCUGAUUUAACAUAUCUAUCAGCAGACUGCUUUCAUUUGAGUCAAAAAGGAUAUGCACUAGCUGCUAAUGCACUGUGGAAUAACAUGAUGGAACCCGUAGAAAAUAAAUCAUCAAAUUGGAUUAAAGAAUUUGACAGGUUUAAUUGUCCUACAGCCGAAUCACCUUACAUCUCCACUUGGAAAAAUAGUCAAAUAACUGUAUCAUCUUGAUAUUAAUU
Molecule: messenger RNA, 1592 nt
Organism: Adelges cooleyi (spruce gall adelgid)
Lineage: Eukaryota; Metazoa; Arthropoda; Insecta; Hemiptera; Adelgidae
Product: phospholipase B1, membrane-associated-like
Exons: 8
Coding region: 292-1584 (430 amino acids)
Biological process (GO): phospholipid metabolic process
Molecular function (GO): glycerophospholipase activity
Source: RefSeq, a predicted model, not a curated record